Messenger RNA from Rhagoletis zephyria (snowberry fruit fly), 2237 nucleotides. RefSeq lists its product as uncharacterized. The record is from RefSeq and is a predicted model, not a curated record. Lineage: Eukaryota; Metazoa; Arthropoda; Insecta; Diptera; Tephritidae.
UAUUAUUAGGGAACAUUCCCUUAAUUAUAUACCUGUCUUGGGCAGCUAGAAUGGGCCUAGUGCCCGAAAUAUGCGGUGACCGUCAAGGUGUUCGGACGUGUAUACGCUGUGUUUGCGAUAUUUGUGCUAAAUUCGGUUGUAUUUUGCUUUAAAAUGCCCUGUGUUUGCGGUCAGAAAGUUGACCGCGGGCUGCCUAAGAUACGGUGUGAUAAUUGCAAUGAAUAUUUCCACCUUUCGUGUGUUAAAUUAUCGCAAGAUGAUGUUGAUUUUUUGCAAAAAACCAAUCACUCAUUUUAUUGUGAAAUCUGUACAAAACGGCGCCGCAAUUCUUUUCGUUCGCUGUCUCCAUCUCUUGUACCAACAAAAUCAGUAACGGAUUCAGUAAAUUCUCUUGCUGCUGCUGUUAAUCAACCAAAGCAACAGUCGCAGAAUGCGAACUCAACUAGUGUAUUACCAAGGUCAGAGAACGUAAAGCAUAAACAACAAUCGCAGAGUUUGAAUAUGAUGAGUGCAAUACAAAAACAAAACUUCGAUCACCCGAAAGCUACUGUAUUGGAGUCAAUGCUCAAGUCUGUGCUUGAUGAAGUCGUUGGUCUUAAAGCAGAGAAUUUGCGAAUGUUCUCUUUGCUGCAAACAUUGUACGAUGAUAAGAACAUCUUGUUAAAGAAAGUUGAUGAUCUCCAAGCUGAGCUGGGCACUUUGAUGAGUAUAAUACGCAAAAAAAACUGCACUCUUGCUGUGGACGCUGCUGAUAUUGAAAACAUCCCUCCGGCUGCUUCUGUUAUCUCUACUGUUGCUGGUACCAUUGCCGCUGACGCUGCUGCUGCCGUUGAUAACAUUCUCUCUACUGCUACUUCUACUAGCAAUGCUGCUCUGCCCACAACUAAUAUGCUCUAUUCAGAUGUCGUUGGUAAAAUUACUGCUGCUAAUACUAACGCUGAGACUGUGACUGUUAUGGCACCUGCACUCAACCGUUCUCAGCCUACAUCUUCUAUCGCAUCGAAGGCUCAGUUGCCUGCAGUUGGUGUUAGCGCAAAAAAUAUGAAUACUGUACAACAAAAUAAAUUACCCAAGCGUCGUAUUCUAGUUGUUGGAAAUAAUAAUAAUAAUGAUAAUGUCGAACUUGAUGUUGUUAUCAAAAAGAAGUGGGUGCAUGUAUCGGCUUUUAAGCCAACUGUGACUGCUGAUAGUAUCAUUGCUUAUGUAUCAAAAAAUUCUGGCGUCGAUAGCAAACAUCUUGCGUGUUUCAAACUUAUAAAGAAAGGUUCAUCUCUCGAUAACAUUCGCAGUGUAAAUUUUAAAUUUGGAGUUUUGCCAUCAUCUUAUGAGAAGAUUAUGAAUCCUAAUGUUUGGCCUUCGGGAAUUAGUAUUCGCCCAUUUCAAAUUUUUCAAAGGGAAGGAACCACUGAACCGACCAAAUAGCUCUGCAGAUAUAAAUUGCAAAUCUCGUAAUCUUAAAAUCUAUUUCCAAAAUAUGUCUGGAAUGCGUACUAAAACGAAGGAAGUGUAUUUAGCGACCUCGCGAGCUGAAUAUGAUAUUUAUGUAUUUGUCGAAACCUGGCUUAACUCAGACUUCUUUGAUGAAGAGUAUUUUAAUCCAAAUUUAUUUCAAAUUUAUCGAAAGGAUAGAGACGCUAUAAAAACUGGUCACCGUAAGGGCGGUGGUGUUUUAAUUGCCGUUAAAAGCUGUUUACGUUCUUCAAAUAUUCAACUAUUGGAUGCGGACUCUCUUAUUGAUCAACUGUGUGUGUGUAUUUUUGGCCUUGCUCGUAAAUUACUGGUAUGUGUGUCUUAUGUACCACCAAUUAGUACGGAUGAUCUGUAUAGUUGUCAUGUUAAUAAUAUAAUGCAUCUUGUUGAGCAUAAUGAGAAUUGUAAUUUCUGCUUCUUAGGUGAUUUUAAUCUCACUGAUUUGAAAUGGUCAUAUUUGCAAAACAAUGAUAUUUUAACUCCAACAAAUAUUAAUAGAUAGAUAUUUUUUCCAUUGAAGAUAAAAAUUGCGACUCUUUCGACUUUCGUGGUGCCGAUUAUAAUGAAUUAAAUGCUGCUAUUUCGGAUGUAAAUUGGAAGACUAUUCUGAAUUCGCAAGAUGUCUCUUUGUGCUUUGAAUCUUUUCUACAUAAAUUGACUGAAUUAUUCACUAAUAAACUUUCACUACUACCGCCUCGACUUCAUAAACUCCCGUGGUAUACUAAAAAUCUUAAAGCUUUAAAAAACAAAAGAAAUAAAUACUACAA